Anguilla rostrata (American eel) is the source of this 2279-nucleotide messenger RNA. Its product is annotated as tyrosine-protein kinase STYK1. Lineage: Eukaryota; Metazoa; Chordata; Actinopteri; Anguilliformes; Anguillidae. Gene Ontology annotation, cellular component: plasma membrane; signaling receptor complex. Gene Ontology annotation, molecular function: ATP binding; transmembrane receptor protein tyrosine kinase activity. Gene Ontology annotation, biological process: cell surface receptor protein tyrosine kinase signaling pathway; multicellular organism development; protein phosphorylation. Bases 446 to 1657 code for a protein of 403 amino acids. The record is from RefSeq and is a predicted model, not a curated record. The transcript is spliced from 9 exons.
UGCAAUAAUUCGAUUGGUUUAUCCCUGUUUUGUAUCCCCGGAUUUGCUGCUGCUAAUGUUGACUGCUCGAGACCUUAAAGCCCUUAUCUGGGUGUGCAUCGGUGUUGAACUUCCUCAUUCACGCAGGCUGAACCAUGCCCAAAAUACCAAUGCAGGCGCACGUGCGCACAACUUUGAUGUGUCUGUAACAUCGUUUGUCUUCCUUACUCUAAACUGGAAAUUUAUCAUUCGUUAGUGGAAGAAAGGCUACUUCUACAUGAUGAACGAACCAGUAAGAUGCCAGCAAAAAAGUCUGAGUGUUUUUUGUUUUGUUUUUUGGGUGAUUGACUGUCAUGAAUUGUGACCGGUUUCGGCAUUUAAAUGCUGUUUUAUAACGCUUGGUUACCUGUAGCUCCUUUUUGAGUAGUUUGAAGUUUGCCGUUUCCCUCAGAUGUGAGAACUAUCAAUGGAUUUGCAGACACCCCCGUGCAACACCUCCGGAAGUCAGUGUGAUUCAGGAGUACAGCCUGUUCCGUAUGCUCUGAUCAUCAUACCGGUCCUCUUGGCCGUGACCACCGCGGUCGUGGUUGUCCUCGUUGUGUACAGCGUCUGCUGCAAGAGGCGAGAGCCAGCAGGGACUCCGGUCUCCUACAGUAAUUCAAAUGGUGCAACGGUCGGCAGCACAGGGGCCGGGUCUGUGCUCACGGGGACGGUGUCAGGGGCACUAGGCCCUGCCCGGGACGCUCUAGGCCCCUGGGAGAUCCCCGAGGACGCGGUCCUGAAGGAGCUGGACUUCCUGCACACGGGGCGGUAUGGACCGGUCUGCCAGAGCCAGCUGACCAGAGGCCAGGUCACCAGCGCAGUGGUGGUCAAGACGCUCCGAGACAGUACCAGCCAGGCUGAGGUGAAAGAGUUUGUGAACUGGGCACAGUUCCACACCGUCGUGAGCAAGCACGAGAACCUGGUACAGAUGCUCUUCUUCCAGACCCGACGCCUGCCCAUGUACCUCGUCCUGGAGGCUGUGAGCCCAGGAAACCUCCUCCACUUCCUCUGGACCCUCCACAACGAGGAUCCCGGAACGCCAAGCCAAUCACAGCAGUUUUCUGAGAGGUCGGUGUUCUUGGUGGCAAAGCAGGUAGCAGCUGGUCUGGAAUAUCUGCACUCAGAGCACAGGCUGGUCCAUGGCGAUGUGGCGGCGAGGAGUGUCCUAAUUGGCGCAGGGCUCUCGGUGAGGGUCACAGGCCUGGGCAUGGCCUUCGAGGCCUGGGAAUCGGGCAAGGUGGCCAAGCGGCGGGCGGCGGAGGUGCCCCUCAAAUGGCAGGCGCCGGAGCGGAUAAUGCGCCUCCCGAUGACAACCAGUAGUGACGUGUGGUCUUUUGGAAUUCUCCUUUACGAGUUGGUCACUUUAGGUGCGCCACCAUAUCCUGAGCUGCAGCCACUGGACGUAUUUCCAAAAAUUCAGAACUCCUACAGGAUGAAGAAGCCAGAACACUGCGGAACUCCACUGUACGACCUCAUGAAGUACUGCUGGAUGUGGAACUCCCACGACCGGCCCACGUUUUCCACCAUCAUCAGGCUCCUCAGAUCCUACAUAGAACUUGCUGACACAACACCGCUUUCUUCCCAAGAAAGCGUGGACAUUUUUGUGUACAGCAAGAAGGCAGGUGUGUUUCCUUGACGACUCACGCUGGGUCAUCCCACCUAGAAAACUGUAGGACAUUGAAAAGAUGGACUUCCUGCAACAUUAAUGUGGAUGUUUGGAAUUUUUCACAUCAUCGCUGCAACAGGCAAGGUGUAAUCCUUGCAGGCUUUGAAAGGUUGUGAUGUAUGUAGGCACUAAAUGAGCACUUGAAGUCUCUCACUUGCAAGUAAUCAUACAAACAAACCACUGAUUUUAGGUCCCAGACUUGAAAUUCUGAACAAUAUCUUAACAAAGUAUUUGGACGACAGAAUUUUUUCUAAUUCCUGUUAAAAGUAGAUCCAUCAAAUGAUGUCUACAUUCUCACACCAUUGGUGAUCUAUAGUGAAUUCUGUGUAUGGAAUGUGUUUGCUGGCAACCAUCACAAAUUUACAAAAUAUUUACAUUUACAAGCCCAUUGCUCAUAAAUGUGUUUAAAUGGAUUGUUGUCAACAAUUGCAUGAGUUAAUCACUUUUGGAUUUAAACUGAUUUGGUCAUUUUGUUCGGGACCAUAACAAUUUCAUAUUGAAUUGUGUUUUUAUUCAUACGGUAUGUAUGGAAUUGCCUUUAAUACUUUGUGUUGAUGUUUCUGUGCUCUAAUAAAUAUGAUUCCCAAUGAGU